Messenger RNA from Strongylus vulgaris, 528 nucleotides. NCBI's taxonomy places the organism in Eukaryota, Metazoa, Nematoda, Chromadorea, Rhabditida, Strongylidae. The record is from the annotation of a GenBank genome assembly.
AUGUUGUGUGACUUGAUAGAAGGCUGCAAUGCUUCAAAAUUCCAAGGUAAAAAGGAGAAAUGCGCCAAGUAUUUCCCGCAGGAAAAUGAGAAGAUGACUACUUUUGGCUCUACAAAAAUCACUUUCAUUGAAAGGACUACAUCCGAACUUGGCUUUGUUGUUUCUAGCUGGAAAGUAGAGGAUAGAAACCGUCAACGUAUCAUACGACAUCUGCAUUGUAAAACAUGGCCCGAUCAUUCCGCACCAAAAUGUCCAUCUGUAGUCGUUGGGAUUCACAGAGAGAUAACAAAAGCCUCUCACCAGACUCCGAUUGUGGUUCACUGCUCUGCUGGAGUUGGACGGACAUGUACUCUAAUAGGUGAGAUUGUUGAACUAAGUGCUGAAGUCCUUUUGGAGCGAAUUCGUAGGCGACGGAAUGUAUCGGGUGUCGCAGUCAUGAGAUGGCUGCGCGACCGGCGUUGCGGCGCAAUACAGAAGAGCAUACAGUUUGUGUUCAUGCACUAUAUAGUUGUUGAAAUACUAGUACAG